CAAAUUUGUGUUUGUGAGAGAGAUCUAGGAGAGAGAGAGUGAGAGAGUGAGUGCAGAGAACGUGAAAUUGAAAAUGCGUUUCCCACUUGCUGAGAGAAGAGACAGAGAAGAUUGGGGUUCGAGACUUUUCAUGAGGCACUGAGAUUUCUUUUCGCAUUCUUUGAGGAAUACAACCCCCAAAUGUCAGAUUCAGAUUACCAUUUGAUCCACCUCUGAUCCCUUCUUCUUCUGCAUGCUCUGGUAACUACUACCGUCCCCCUUUGUAUAAGCUGAAGUGGAACAUGCAGUUAGUUUGUGAAGAUGCUUCCCGAAGCUGAGUAUGAGAUGUUAGAAGAUGAUAGCUUUGAGGGGUCAUAUGAAGAGCAUCAGAUAUUCAGGGAAGUUUUCUUUGCAAGUGAUGCCGGAAACACUACUACUAAUAAAAGAUGUCUUGUUACUGGAGCCAUUAACUUCGAGUGUGAUGAUUCCAGUAAGAAUGUCAACUCCUCCCUGAGCUCAAACAAUGACAACAACUCUGUGGUCACAAGUGGCCUAGAAGGUUCUGAGCCAUCAUCUGCUUCUAAGGAUGGUUCUGAAGUUAACACAAAAGCUAAAAGAGCCAAGCUUUCUGCUAAUAAGAAUGUGGAUGAAAAGGGAUCGCCUUUUACUGGUUUUCAGAAUGCGGAUUUUGCUAGAGAUAUGAUACCUCUCCAUUUAGUCGAGUCAUCUAACAAGGGUGUCUCAACGAGCUCUUAUUUGCUGAAGCAAAGCAUAGAAAAGGGAAAAGAAGUUUAUCUGAGUGGCAUUGUCUCGCAAAACGUGAAAGAAUGCAAUGGAAAGGAGUUAAAGGCAAUUGAGUCUCCUGUUUCUCAGGAGAGCUUCGCAACCAGAGUGUUCUCUGCUGGUGCAUCUACUCCACUACAGUUGAAGGAGAGAACUAAAGUAUCUCCUAAUGAGUUAAGCAUUUCUAAGACUUGUCUAAAGAUUGAUCCUAAAGAGGACCCUCGUCCUCUUCUCUACAAGUACGUCUGCAAGUUGCUUGCUUCUUCCAGAUGGAAAAUCGAGAAGCGCCAGAGAUCCAAUAGUAAAUACUCGGAAACUAUAUACGUAUCUUCACAGGGGCGGAAGUUUCGUGAAUUUGGGUCAGCCUGGAGAUCACUGGGGGAGAUCUUACUCGCUGAUCAUAAGCUAAUGGAUACAGGUACUAAGAAUUGGACAGGUAUCAAUGACUUUUGGUCUGAUCUCUCGCUUACAUUGUUGGACAUUGAGGAGAACAUGAAACUGUUGAAUCUUGAGAACACACGGGCGCUCUGGUGGAGUACCUUGGAGCCUUUUGUGACUGCUGUCUUCGUCGAUAAGAAAGUUGGUUCUUUAAGAAAAGGAAAUAAAGUUGAAGUUGCAAAGAAUUCAAUUGUAGACAAGUUUAAUCGAGAGGAUGCGACUUGUCUGAAAUUGAUCUCAGGCUGUCCUGAAAGUGUGCUGACAGUAUCUGAGAGCAGUCUUCUUGUUUAUGACGACGAGAAUGCUAACCAAGAGAUUCGUUCUGAUCUUGAGAGGAAAAAUGCUUCUUCAAGACAAGAGAAGCAGAAGAACAGUGUUAGCAAGGUCGUUGAAGCUUCAAAACUGAUAGCAGAAGGGAUCCAUGAGAGUCUUCUGAGGAAGAAGUCACACGGAAGAUCGAAAAAAGCUCCCUUGGACCCCACUAGCCUUGAAUGCCAGGAUAAAGAUAUGGGAUACAUCCACGUCAUCUCAGAGGAAAAUGGAGAUAAAAGGUUGAGGAAUGAUAAGAUGAAGAGUUCUAAGAAGGGAAGAAGAAAGAACUGUAAUCAAGACGAUGUCGUUUUUAAAACCAAAGGUAAGGAUGCCUGUGGAAUCAGAUCAAGCCAGAAGAAGAAGAAAGCUCAGAAAUCAAAAGCUAGAACCAAGAAAAAGAAUAAUAGAGGAGGGUGCAGGCUCCUUCCUCGAAGCACUAGCAAUGGGGAAAAACAAUUUGGUCAAGGGAACUGGUGUGCUUCAGGUCCAAGAACAGUGUUAUCAUGGUUGAUAGCUUCCAAAGUAAUCUCUAAGGACGAAGUAAUCCAGUUGCGGGAUCCAGAUGAUGAUGAUACCGUUGUGAAAACAGGCAUCGUGACUAAAGAGGGAGUGGUCUGCACAUGCUGCAACAGGACUAUAUCGCUUUCUGAGUUCAAGAAACAUGCUGGAUUCGACCAGGGGUGUCCUUGUCUGAAUCUGUUCAUGGGAUCAGGAAAGCCUUUCGCUUCGUGUCAGCUUGAAGCUUGGUAUGCUGAGUAUAAGGCUAGAAGAAAUGGAUCUAGAUCAGAGGAAGGUUAUGAUGGUGAUGAUCCAAAUGAUGAUUCUUGUGGAAUCUGUGGUGAUGGAGGUGAGCUGAUCUGCUGUGAUAAUUGUCCUUCUACCUUCCAUCAGGCUUGUUUAGCAAUGAAGGUGCUCCCGGAAGGCAGUUGGUAUUGCUCAAGCUGCACAUGUUGGAUAUGCAGAGAGUUCGUUAGUGAUAAUGCUCCUGAUGACCGCUCUCAGGAUUUUAAGUGUACUCAGUGUGCGCAUAAAUAUCAUGGAGUAUGUCUGCAAGAGAGAAGUAAACGCAGAGAACCAUUUCCAGAAACCUACUUUUGUGGUAAAAGUUGCGAGAAGGUGUACACUGGUCUAACUUCUCGUGUUGGGGUCAUAUCUUCUCCUAAUGCGGAUGGUCUGUCUUGGACGGUUUUGAAAUGUUUUCAAGAAGAUGGAAAGGCUCAUUCUGCGCGAAGGUUGGCAUUGAAGGCGGAAUGCAACUCGAAAUUAGCUGUUGCUCUAUCGGUUAUGGAGGAAUGCUUUCUGUCUAUGGUAGAUGCAAGAACUGGUAUUGACAUGAUACCUCAUGUGCUUUACAACUGGGGGUCAAAGUUUGCUCGCUUAGACUUUGAUGGGUUUCACACAGUGGUUGUGGAAAAGAACGAUGUGAUGAUCUCAGUAGCAUCCAUCAGGGUGCAUGGAGUAAGUGUUGCAGAGAUGCCUCUUGUAGCUACUUGCAGCAAGUAUCGUCGUCAGGGAAUGUGCAGAAUCCUCGUGACUGCAAUUGAAGAGAUGCUUAUGUCUCUCAAAGUGGAGAAUCUUGUUGUGGCAGCGUUGCCAAGUUUAGUGGAAACAUGGACUGAAGGUUUCGGCUUCAAAACCAUGGAUGAUGAAGAACGCGAAGCUCUCAAAAGACUAAACUUGAUGGUGUUCCCAGGUACAGUUCUUCUCAAGAAAACGCUACACCAGUGCGCAAAUCCCAACACUGUGAAAGGUACAGCCAGCAAAGAAGCAGAUCUAGACAAUGCCGGGUUUGCCGUGACGACCUGCAAUCAGAUGGUUCCAGAAGGAUCAGAUGAUGGACCUCCCCCAGGCUUACCAGUGCCACUUGGAACCAACCAAACAGAACCAGUGGCAGAAGCAGAGAAGCCAGCCCAAGAGAGGAACAACACCAAAGAAGAUUGUUUGGAGAAGGAACUGUCAAAGUUUUCAUCACAAGGAGAAGAAGAAGUGAAGAUAAGAACUUCUUCAUCCUGUGAAGUUGUAGAAGAAGAGAGGCAAGUUAGUAGUGUAGCAGUAGUAAAUAAUGUUAGUGAUGAGAUGUUGCUUUGUGUUGAUGAACAACUCGACUUUGAUAGCUCUGAAGACUCGGAUUAACAUUUAGGACUUUGAUAAAUAAGAAAACUACCACUUCUUUUUCCA
This is a messenger RNA of Brassica rapa (field mustard), 3690 nucleotides long. Its product is annotated as increased DNA methylation 1. Gene Ontology annotation, molecular function: acyltransferase activity, transferring groups other than amino-acyl groups. Lineage: Eukaryota; Viridiplantae; Streptophyta; Magnoliopsida; Brassicales; Brassicaceae. The record is from RefSeq and is a predicted model, not a curated record.